AAAGCUUCUGGCUUUUGAAACCCGUCUUUUUUCUGUUUCAACUUGAAGCGGUUCCAAUGAGCUACGGUUAAUUACUUCAGAUGGUUCAGCAAACCAUAGAUUCUAAAUUUAGUGAAUAUGGGAUGGGAGCUACCGAAUCCGAAUUGCCUGUUCAUGAUAAGCAACUGUCAGUUCCUGUAAAGAAGACUGCGUUAAGAGAUCUGCAAAAUGAUAUUAGAGUUGCAAUGCCCAACUCUUUUGGGAACUCUCCUCUAUUAAAGGAUGGAGGACACAUUAGUAAUGCUCCUAGAGUUUCGGGCACCAAGAGACCUUUACCUGAACCUGAGUGCCCGAUGAGCCUUCCUCAACACCAGCUCCCCAGUAGCAGUGCUGCAAAUGGGCAUCUUGUCUAUGUUCGUAGAAAGUCGGAAGCAGAUGUAGUCAGAAGUAGUACUUGUGAUAAUGCAAGCAUUAAUGCUGAUUGUCAGGUAUCAAGGACGCUUAGUCACCACGAGGCAAGCACCCGACCCAGUCACCACGAGACAAGCACCCGACCCAGUCACCAAGAGGCAAGCGCCCGACCCAUAUUCCAAACAAAGGAGUCAAAAGUUUAUUGCAUUCCGGCUUUUGCACCUUUUCCGAUGUCAGCUUCAACCAUCCAGCCUGGAAAACCUUCAGUUAGUGCCCCACAUUGUAAGUCUGGUAUAAGAAUAGCACCAUCAGGAUCCAAUCCCCUUGCUUCUGCUACCCAAACAUUGGCUGGUUCAAAGGGACUCAGAAAUCUGCACUGGGAAGCGCGAUGUCAUCAAUUGCAGUUGCUAUUAAGGAAAUUGGACCAGUCAGAGCAAGAGGAUUAUCUCCACAUGCUGCGGUCGCUCUCCUCAGUUGACCUGAGCAGACAUGCAGUUGAGUUGGAAAAGAGAUCAAUUCAGCUUUCGCUGGAGGAAGCAAAAGAAUUGCAGCGUGUUGGGUUUCUGAAUGUUCUAGGGAAACCUGCGAAGCAAUUCAAAGUACCGUCAACUCAUCAAGACCGAUCAGAUAAGUGAAAGGACACCAGGGAGGAGGGGGUAAUUGUGAUGCUCAGUAAAUUGCUGCUGGAUAGAAGUGUGCCUACCAGUUUCUUUUACACUGGUUGCAUCUUUUCUGCAGUUGGUUUGCUGGUAUUCACUGCAAGUCUGUAAUAUUCAGCCUAUCGUAUAUACUGUAAUUUUCUUUUUUUGGUAUCAGCUGUAUCCAAAGCUGCUGAAAAUGAUUGAAUUGUAACUGUUGAAAAAAAUGUAAAAGAAAAUUUGUCAAUUGUUAUGAUGCUAUCUUAAUGCUUCGUUGGUACAGCUUCUGA
Prunus persica (peach) is the source of this 1318-nucleotide messenger RNA. RefSeq lists its product as uncharacterized. The coding region runs from base 81 to 1025 and encodes 314 amino acids. The transcript has 4 exons. The record is from RefSeq and is a predicted model, not a curated record. NCBI's taxonomy places the organism in Eukaryota, Viridiplantae, Streptophyta, Magnoliopsida, Rosales, Rosaceae.